Messenger RNA from Lotus japonicus, 534 nucleotides. RefSeq names its product RNA-binding protein 1-like. The record is from RefSeq and is a predicted model, not a curated record. Lineage: Eukaryota; Viridiplantae; Streptophyta; Magnoliopsida; Fabales; Fabaceae. The transcript is spliced from 2 exons. Bases 1 to 534 code for a protein of 177 amino acids. Gene Ontology annotation, molecular function: RNA binding.
AUGGAUUGUGCAGAGAAAUCCCUUAAGGAUGAUCAAGUUACAUGUGAAAGAAUGGAAGAAAUAAAGAAAGAAAGUCCCGAAGGUGAAGUGAUGACUAACAAUCCUAACAACAUUAGGAGAAGGAAGAUUUUUGUUGGAGGCUUACCUUCAAGUACAUCUGAGGAAGAAUUCAGGAAGUAUUUUGAGAAGUUUGGCACAAUAACAGAUUUGGUGGUGAUGCAAAACACCGUAACACGCCGACCUAGAGGAUUUGGGUUCAUCACUUUCGAUUCAGAAAAAUCUGUUGAACAAGUUCUGGAGAAAAGCUUUCAUGAACUGAAUGGUAAACAAGUGGAGGUUAAGAGGGUUGUGCCAAAAGAGGAGAACAAUAAGAGUGGAAAAGGAGUAUUUUCAAAAAGUUUUCCUUAUUAUGAACCCAAGUACAUUAUUGCCAACUAUGGAUAUGCCCUUUCAUAUGAUCAUUAUGGGAACAUUUGGUAUGUACCCAUGAUCCUAAUGUCUAAGGUUCCUUCUACUUACAUUUUACCAAGUUAA